Messenger RNA from Exophiala dermatitidis NIH/UT8656, 2987 nucleotides. RefSeq lists its product as uncharacterized. Lineage: Eukaryota; Fungi; Ascomycota; Eurotiomycetes; Chaetothyriales; Herpotrichiellaceae. The transcript is spliced from 2 exons. Gene Ontology annotation, cellular component: nucleus; cytoplasm. The record is from RefSeq and is a predicted model, not a curated record. Bases 224 to 2629 code for a protein of 801 amino acids.
UGCGUCUCCAUCUUGGAACGGACAACAAUAUUCUUGUCAACAAUAUCUUGCGGCGACACUGUCCUUUAUUCCUGCUCACCAUUUAAUCGUCUCUCAUUCAUGAUAAUCUGUGCUCUCUGAUUUCGGUCUCCUUGCGUGCCAACAAACCAAGGUCGUGGCCUUCCCGCAAGAAGUGCGUUGACCCUUGCCUGAAACAGACUGGCUGAGACAGUACCCCGCCACCAUGUUUAUGAUCAAGAACGUCAGCAAGUACCUCUUUGGGGACGCAUCUAAGGAAGUCAUCGCCGAGAUCCCUCAAGGGCAGCUUUACCUCGUUCGGCCACUAUCGCCCAAAGGAUAUUCCGAGCUCAUCUACAAAGACGCCGUUGCGACCAUCAGAAGGACUGGGCAGGAAUAUCAAUAUCAGCUAGUUAUCCAACGAGCAUACGAAGAGGGAGAGGAAGAGCUUGCCGAGGACGACGAAGAUGCUGGUGUGGAAAGCUUAGAUAAGGACGAAAAGACUUUCCUUCUAGACGAGAGCCUACACUUCAGGUGCGAAAAGAGAUCUGGCGGUGAAUCGGUUCUUGCCUGGCGCGACCUGAGUGGCGAUCCAGGGGAUCUCUACGAAUUCGUUUGUGACGCUUCAGUCGGAGAAGAGAAGAUACAAACAUUUCUCCUGGCGGCCAUUGAUUGCCAAUACGAACGAAAAUACCGGCAGUCCUCUCAAAGAGCAACCGAAGCCGAACUCAAGGAGUUCUACUUUGAGACUGACGACGCAAUCCCGCCUGCAAGUCCAGUUUCUGCUUCUAUAGCCGACAUGCCGACUUCCAAAGAAUCAGCUGAACGCAUGGCCAAAGAUGUCAAGACAACUCCCAAGAAGGCAAACACUGGCAAGGCAAGAGAACCUACAGGAGGUGCGACGGUAGCGCCAGAGGCUCGGACUGCGCCGAGCUCCGGGACUGUCCUCACCAAACAAGCUGGGGAGUUACAUCUCUUCGACUUUAACUCUGCAACCUUCAUUCUCCAGGAUCCGUCUGUGGUUGCUGUCGUCUCUGACCUAGGAAACUGGCGAUAUUGGUUGCAAAUAACCAGCUCGGACGGUAGGGAAUGGCUCGGACAAGAAGUUGUGGCAGACAUCAACCCUGUCUUCAACUUCGAAUAUCUGUCGGCCAUAUUCAAUCACUAUACUGAUGAUGGUUCCGCUUACUCCUGGCUACUACGAUUCCCGAACCAACAAGUCCUCGAAAACUUCCAAGAAGGGAUCAUGCAAGCACUAUGGGAGCAACUCAAUGAGAUGAAGUGGUCCAAGGUUCAGGAGACCGAACGAGAAUAUGUGUUUGAAGCCUUCAACGACAUCACUUUGGACGAUGCUAAAGCGGAAGAAGAAGAAGAGGCCGAAGAGGAAGAAGACGACGAGGAAGAAACAGAUGGCGGCCAACAGAGUGAGCACUACGAUACAGACGAAUCGGAAGACGAUGUGGAGCUCGACAACAAGGACGGAAACGUCAACUCGCAACUGGCUGUGGGAACCAAGCAUGAUCGAUCCUUCGUCGUUCGAGGCUCCAAGAUUGGUGUUUUCAAACACCUGCCAAAUCGCCAUCUGGAGUUUACCACCAACAUCUCCAAAGUGGAAACACCCAAAGGACGACUAUUCUCACCAACCAAGGUUAUGCUGCAUUCCGAAGACCAGAACAUGAUUCUGCAAGACGACAAGAACCCCAACUCGCUAUACCGUAUGGAUCUUGAGUAUGGCAAGGUUGUCGAUGAAUGGAAAGUCCAUGAUGAUAUUCCGGUAACGAACUUUGCACCCGAAACAAAAUUCGCCCAGCAAACAUCUGCGCAGCCGUUCAUUGGGCACAGCAAAAAUGCGCUCUUCCGAAUCGACCCUCGUGUUGCUGGUAACAAACUUGUGGAAAGUCAGUUGAAACAAUACGUGUCAAAGAACGACUUUUCUGCAGCAGCCACCACUGAAAAGGGCCACAUCGCCGUGGCAUCGAACAAGGGCGACGUCCGUCUCUUUGACCGUCUCGGGGUCAAUGCCAAGACACAUAUUCCGGCUCUGGGAGAGUCGAUCAUUGGCCUCGAUGUCAGUGCGGAUGGCCGAUGGAUCCUAGCGACGUGUCGAACAUAUCUGCUUCUCAUUGACACUCUCCAGAAAGAAGGCAAGAACGAGGGAAAGCUUGGGUUUGAAAGAUCCUUUGCCAAAGAUAGUAAGCCACAGCCUCGGCGGCUUGGGUUGAGUCCUAGCCACGUUGCGCAGUUCCAGCACGAAACCGGUGCCCCAUUGUCGUUCACCCCAGCGAGAUUCAACACGGGCCCAGGCAGUACCGAAACCAGUAUCAUCACUUCUACGGGACCCUUCCUUGUCACAUGGAACCUUAAGAAGGUGCUUGCCGGCAAUAAAGACCCGUAUCAGAUCAAGCGUUAUAGUGCAGAUGUCAUGGCGGACAACUUUGAAUUCGGAUCGGACAAAAACGUCAUCUUGGCAUUGCCCAACGAGGUCGACAUGGUGAGCCGGAAGAGUUUCAAGAGGCCCACUAGAGAAAGCAUUGCCGGGCCGCCGGCGCGGGUCAGUGCUGGGUUAAUGACACCAAGACGCAGUGGCAGACAGAGCCAUUUGCGGAACGAGAUCGUCAAUAGUCCUUAUUAGCUCAUGGGACAGCGUGUGUUUGAGUGGUGAGUUUGGAGCGAAGGACAGCGUUGGACAGAUUUGCGUGACCAGAGCGAGGUGCGCUGCGACUGGACUUGAUAGGGACUGAGGCACAACUUUCAUCAACUUCCCGUUUGUGUUUGUUAUUUGGAUGGCGUAUGCUGGAGAAGGCGAUGAGGACUUGCAUUCAGCAGGGUUGUUUUCCUGUGUCUAUCAUGACACAUGAGGCAGAGUCUAGCCCACUUGAGUCGAUUCGAUACCCCUAGGCUUGAUUUUGCGCAGAGCUGGCGAGGCGACGGUUUUUAAUUAGUCAGUACUACUAGUAUAAUGGGAAUUGCUACAAUAGUCUCAAUCAGUA